Molecule: messenger RNA, 1539 nt
Organism: Truncatella angustata
Lineage: Eukaryota; Fungi; Ascomycota; Sordariomycetes; Amphisphaeriales; Sporocadaceae
Exons: 2
Coding region: 1-1539 (512 amino acids)
Biological process (GO): regulation of DNA-templated transcription
Molecular function (GO): DNA-binding transcription factor activity, RNA polymerase II-specific; zinc ion binding
Source: RefSeq, a predicted model, not a curated record
AUGGCUAGGAAAGGGUCGCGCAAGGUCAGGACGGGUUGUCACACUUGCAAGGUGCGCAAGGUGAAAUGCGACGAAGCCAAACCGUCGUGCUUCCGAUGUACAAGUACGGGCCGGAAGUGCGAUGGCUAUCCUACCGCGCGACUGCCUGGUCUCACAUGGUAUCGGCCUAAUCAUCUCUUUCAAUCUGUUGAUCAACCCGAGGAAGGGAGAGCAUUAGAGUUCUUCUGCCACACAGCCGGGCUGCUGCUCUCUGGGCCUCUAGACGCUUACUUCUGGACCCAUCUUGUAUUGCAAUUUAGUAACUUUGAGCCUGCAGUCCGCCAUUCUCUCGUGGCCAUCAGCUCACUAUACGAAGACUUCCAUUGUAAAGGAAAGUCCGCCCAGCAAUUGCAGACUAAUACGUUUGCUCUUAUCCAUUACAAUGCCGCGAUUGAGAACCUACGGAAACUAGACAGCGAGCCGCUGAUAUUGCUCGUCUGCGUUCUAUUCGUAUGUAUCGAGGUCAUCCAAAACAACCGUGAGGCUGCUAUGCAACAUAGCCGACAUGGUAUCGUUAUUCUUGAACGCAUAGGGACUUCAUAUCCCUGGACGGUCGAGUAUUUGUCACCUAUCUUCCGCCGCUUGAGCCUCUUUCCCUUGUUCUUUGGCAACUCGGCCAACACUUUCCCUGCGCUCAGCGACCUGCAUGAUCCAAUACCGGUCAUGUUUAUAUCAUUUGCGGAGGCACAGUACCAUAUGGACGCAAUCACAUGUCGCGCAGCACGUCUUGUUCGACAAGGUGACGUCUUUCGUAUUGGGAAGCUUCACAGGGAGCCGGUCGACCCAGAUCUUCUGAAGAUGCAGAAGGACCUGCAACGAACGAUUAACAGUUGGCACGAUAGCUUCAAGAUUUUAGCCGCGCGGAUUGACCUGUCGGAUAAAGACAACGCUUACUGUAACCUCAUGCUACGUUACAAGAUUUCACGACUUUGGGCCACUACAACAUUCGAGAAGAACGAGACAUUUCAUGACGAUCACAUCGACGACUUGGCAGAGAUAUUCGACCGCGCUGAAGAGCAAAGUCCUCCGGAGUCAAACUGCGAGACAGCUAGCUUGCGACCAUGCUUUACUUUCGAAAUCGGGUUCGUCCCAUUCGUGAUCUGUGCCGUUAUGAAGAUCAGGGACUUGAGGACCCGGCUACGUGGCUUGAGAGUUCUACGGAGCUAUGGACCAAAGAGAGAGAACAUGUGGGAAGCAGAGAGGUUCUAUCCCAUAUGCAAGCGUCUGGUUGAGAUUGAACACGACAUAGUCCUCGACGAAAACGACCAGCCGGUAGGUGACGUCAAUUGGGACGCUCGACCCACGGAAGAGCAGAGGUGCAAAGACUUUGGAUCCCUUCCUAACAAGGUCCGCCAAAAAGAUGCCAACGGCAAUGAAGUAUGGGGAAGUUACGCGGGUUACAUAAUGCGGACCGUAGAAGGCAAAAUCUGGUUGAGACAAGAGUUCAUUCGAAGGCCGGCCCCGCUCGUUGAUGAACAAGGGAGCUAUAGCGAAAAGUGA